Messenger RNA from Ceraceosorus guamensis, 8139 nucleotides. RefSeq lists its product as hypothetical. Gene Ontology annotation, cellular component: cytoplasm. Gene Ontology annotation, molecular function: protein serine/threonine kinase activity; ATP binding. The transcript has 7 exons. Gene Ontology annotation, biological process: autophagy; peptidyl-serine phosphorylation. The coding region runs from base 192 to 7955 and encodes 2587 amino acids. The record is from RefSeq and is a predicted model, not a curated record. NCBI's taxonomy places the organism in Eukaryota, Fungi, Basidiomycota, Exobasidiomycetes, Ceraceosorales, Ceraceosoraceae.
GUCUGGAGUGAGACCAUCCGGUGGAUGAUGCGUACCGUAUGCCGCUGCCUGCACCCUGCCACCACCACCAUAUCAAGCAAGCAGCUGACGCUACACUCACGACUGCGAACGAGGUAGAGGGCGACGAUUGCCAAGGGACAGCGUCGGUCUAAGCGCUACAUUCAAGAUUGGCGUGACUAUCGCCGCUGCCAAUGUCUCGCGCAGAUUCUUCACGCUCCCGCGACUCUGCGGCUGGAAGCUUGCCAAGCAACGCGGGCCGUCCGAGCCAUGUAGCAGCGCUCGCUAGGAGUUGGCCUCCACCGCGAACCGCAUCCAGCACUACCUCGCGAUCCAGCUUUGCUCGACCUAUAGCACCAACAGCUCGGGUGCAUAGUCGAAUGGAAAAGUUCGAGAGCGGAAUGGCGCGAUCCUCAGCAUCAUCUGGCAGCAGACCUGGCCCUCCGCCAUUGCCGCCCAACCGCGCUCCGAGUGCCAGCAGGCCAAGUUCCCGCAAUCUGGUUGCUUCUCCAGCUGCUCCGGUACAUCCCUGGUCUCACCGUCCGACUCCGUCUCGGUCAUCGGCCUCCGUCUCUGCUAGGGGCAGUGCCCAUCCUUAUCCACGUCCUGACGAGCGCGUAAGCUACCAUCACGCUCCUCCCGCGCGUUCGGCUCAUCCACAAGUCCAUCCGUACUAUGGCGCCAGUCCCAUGCCUGAGGCGGUCGCUAGAGCGUACGAGCGUCUCGUGUCUCAGUCGCCCGCUCCAUCGGAUCGCAUGGGUUAUGGCCGCUCGGUCUCUGUUGUCUCGUAUACCGACGGGGCAGGUGUCGGACAGUCAGCAUACUAUGCGGCGCAACAUGAUACUCCCCACCGCGCACACGCUCAUUAUGAGCUCCGCUCGCAUCCUGCACACGCUUUGGCCAUGACUCCAAGCAGGGCCCGCACCGCAUCAAGCAUGGCCCAUCAUCAGCACCGCGAGCAAGCGAGUGUGCAGCCGGUCUCUACAACUCCCCAACAUCGUGGCAUGACCAGGCAAGAUCUGGCAUUUGUCUUGGGCGCUGCGAGGAGAGGAGCCAGCGUCACGCCAGCCAUGAUCAACUCGCCGGUGGGCUUGUCACGCGCUCCUGCCCAAAUGUCCGGAGCGAAUAGAUUGUUUGCAGUGCAAGGAAGUCCCAAGCGGCCGGCUGCGGACGCUGCAAGCAGUCCUUCUUCCUUGACUGCGGAUAGGGCUGCCCACACAUCCCGGGAUCACCGCCAAAUACAGCAAGCUGUUGCAGCGUCGAGUUCCACAGAGGCGCAUGCCGGUAAUGCCGCCAUCCGCGUUCUCACCCGGCAGGUGAUUGACGAUGCAACGCCCAAUCUCGAUGUGCUCGCGGUCGAAGUUCCUCAAGCUCUCGACGCGCAAGAAGCGGAUGCUGGUAUUGGCGAGGUGGCUGAUGCUACCAAUGCCAUUGCGUCCUCUCAAAACCUGGCCAAGGAGACAGCAAGAAGCUCUCUCCAGCUUGAGAAGACUGUCGAUGAUGGCGAUCACGAAAUUGAGGAGGCUUCGGAGAGAGUUAAGACUGUUGGAGAGGAACGCUCUGCUGCACACCUCCCUGAAUCUGAGCCAGAGCCCGAAUUAGAGGACACCUCCAUCUCUCGGGAUCAGCCUUCGGGCUUCGCCAGGACAUUAAUCGCGAUCGACGUACCGAUGGCCAUCGAGCAACCGCAGAGAGCUGCAAAAGCAUCCAAACUCACCCAGCGGGACGAGGCGGCGGCCCGGUCGGAACUACCGCCCACUCAGGUGCGACAGACAGACACCCAGCCGAUUCAAUCUGGUCGCGUGCCCGCGCCAGCAGCUAAGCCAAGCGUCGCGCUAAGCUCAUGGUUCCUCACGUUGGUAUCGCUGCGUCGAGGUCCAUCAAUCAACGACAGAACGGGGAAGCUGUCAUACUGGUUCUACGUUGAAGGCGUCAGGAUGAAUGCCGAUGGAGAUGAAGAACAAUGGCACUCCUCAUUCGUGCAUGGACGUAAGGACUCUCGCACUGUGAACACCACUAGCGGCAGUCUCUACACUCUAAUUGGGCCCAUCAAUCGAGACAAGAUGAGCAACCUUGGAUGGGGUAAUGUUGUGAUCAGUCACUUCGAAGACGGCUUCCCGGAGGACUGGCUGGACGUCGUCUGCGAGGAUAUUGAGCAUCGACAAGCGCUGCGGGAGCGGUCAGCCAGUCGGGCUGAGGCCGCCGCGACCGCAGCAUCCAGCAACAGGCAUGCAGCCAAGAGGAAGCGCACCUCGGGUCCCACUACAUCCGCCUCUUCUUCGCGCAAGUCUGGGCCCAGUCGUGCAGGUGCAGAAGCAUCGCUACAGCCGGAGGUCUCAGGGUCUUUCGGCGACGACAGUGCAAACACACCAAAUGCCACAUCUGAGCCCAAAGUGAAGCGCAAGCGAGGUCGACCUUCGAAGGCGGAGUCAGAAAUCAUCAGGCAAGAGCGGGAGCAAGUGGCAGCGGAGAAAGAAGCUCGCAGAGCGGAAGUUGUUGCACGCAAAUCUGAGAAUGGCCGAGUUGUUGCAAGGAAAUCUGAGAAUGGCCGAGCUGCGCAAGCGGCAGCUCAGAGCUCACCAAAGAGAGACGUGCCCAGUAGAAAGCUUACAGCUGCUCAGAAAGCAACGAUGCUUGCUGAUGCAAAUGUGCCUCGUCGCAACUCAACGUCACCUCGCAAAGGAGGGCGUGAUUCCGGCACAGCCUCUCGUGCUGUAGAUGAUGCUGAGGACGCUUCAGCGAGCACAAAUCAGGAUGCGUCUCAUCAGCCGCCAAGGCCGCCCCACGGGGCUGCUGCAAGUCUCGUCGACGCGGAGCUGGAAUCAUUUACAAAUGCUGCCGCCGCGCCUGCCAACGACCUUCUUGUGGUCGCGGACCCGGACGACAGCCUGUUGCGCGCUGCUCCCUUGGCUGCGCGCAGAAAGAGCGGAUCCAACAAGCGUCGACUCCGCGAUUCUGACGAAGAGCUGGCUGAAGGCGUUGACGAGAACGCCGAGGACAUUUCGAAACCAUCACGAUCCACAAGCACAGCGAGUCCACACAAGGGCCGCGCUGGACGUUCCAGCGCAACGAGCACACCUCGUCUUAUGGAACAGAAGGCGCCGCUCACACCUGCGCAGGUCAAAGCGCUGCCGCGCGAGAUGCAGAAUCUUGGACGAUCACCAUUCGGGGUACUUGGUGUUGUCAAACGAGCGCUUCUGGAGACUUCGAGUGGCCAAGGCCCUCUUGAGCGCGCAUCAAAUGUCACCGGCAAAUCUAUCGAUAGCUCUCGCAGAGCGAGUGUCGGGGACGCGAUCGAGCCGGACGACCAUGAGAAGAAAGCUACAAGACCUGUACGCGCCCGCGCCUCAGCUGGGAUUGGCAAGUGGUGGGAGAUCACGCCUGCUCCAGUGCGUCCGGCAGAGCGGAAGAUCGCGCCACUGCGGAGCGUUCAGAGCGUGCCAAAUCUAGCGACUCUGCCUACCGAAAGCCCCAAGAUCACCCAAAACAAGCCAUCGCCAAGAAAAGCAAGUGCGCCGGUUUCACCUGCGCGAAGAGCGGGACCCAAGGGGGUCACAGCGAGAGCACCACUGAUCGGCAAGGAACGCCGCCCCCCUUCGUCCGACGAGGAGGAGUCUUCACCCGACACGGCGUCAGACUAUGACGGCGAUUUUGACCAGAAUCGACCGCCUUCACGCAGACGCCUGCCCACUGUGACCGUAGCCCGCCGAUCUGCACCGCACGAGAGCAAGAAGCCCAUGCGUCCAAAAGCAAGUAGCAGCGGACGCCGUCGAUCUUCUGAGGGAGCGGGCAGGGCGAAAAAACAGCCUUCCGCUUCUAAGCGCCCCUCGCCUCGCAAGCAAGCGCGUGCGAGUGCGCCGGGAAGAAUUGGCAUCCAGAACGCUGAAGGCGGUGAGGUAGAGGGUGAUUUGUCGUCGGACGACGAAUUUGAGCAGUCUAUGCAUGAUCCAUCGAUCGAGUCAGCAGCCCAAAAGCCCAAGGAAGCUCGCAAGGCAGUUACGGAGACAUUCUUGGAUCGCCAGAAUCGGGCCUGUAAAGACUUCGACUCGGACAGCAUGCACUCAGAUCUUCGGUUGAUAGAUCGUGAUUCGAAUUAUCGCGGCUUCAUCAACCAUGAGGCUCCAACUCUGUUGCCGCUGCAACAUCUUGGGCUGAAGCGAAAGCCUAAUUCACGGGCGAAAAGCCCUGCGCAGCCCUCGCAUCCAGCCAAGUGCUGUGACAUGGCCCACGCCAUCACUCUGGACGACUUGCGAGAUGCAUCUCAAACCGGGAACAGUGCUUCAUCCACCGAUUUGCCGUCCUCAUCUUGCCUUCCCCGCUCGAGGGAGGGAGCGAUAGAUGCGCUCACACCAGAGAGACCUCGAAGACGUGGCAGAAGGAGGCGGAGCUCGGAGCAACCGGAUGCUACGAUACACUGGUGGGAGCGCGCCAGCGACGCUGACAAAGAUGGAGACGAAGGCGGCUCACAGAAGGGUGUCCAAGACUUGUCAAGGUCAGAACAGGACUCACGCGCGCAGACCAGUGCCUCCCUCGCUGUCGGUCCAGGACAAGUGCCUUUUCACUCUGAGCCGGCCCAGCGACCUCAGCUUCAACUCAGGACCAGCUCAUAUGGCGCCAGCAAGGAGCUUCAAAUGCCUUCGCAGGAGAUUGCACAGCCGGAAGACGACUUCGAGCCAAAUAGCCCCCCCGGGGCUCGAUCCCCAGCAGCGGACUUCCUCUCCGCUUUCGCCAGCUUGCACAGCGUAGUGGAUGCCAGCAUAAGCAGCGAUUCCAGCUGGUCCCUAAACCGAGCCAGAUCGCUGUCGCCAUCUCCAUUUCCAUCCUCAAAUCCACAAGUUAUACAGCAAGCGAUCAGCGACGCCGCUUUAGAGGUGCAGGACACGCCGCACGCUUCCUCUUUGCCCAACGCUGUCCCACCGAUGCCUAUGCCUCUUGGUCUAGCGUCGGCUGCAGCUGCUUUGUACGGAAGCCAGGAUGAUUCACAGCCCGCUGAGGCUGGCAUUGCGUCCAGAUACCCAAAGAACAAUGCUCGUUUACCGUCAUCCUUGCCCUCUCUUCCACCGCGGAGCCUCGCGCGGGACGACGAAGGCGCACUCAUCUGUGGAGGCCGCUUUCAACUCGGGCGCACCCUUGGCUUCGGCGGUUCCAGCACAGUCAGAGAAGCCUUGGAUCGAGGCGGCCCUCAACACGAAACGGCAUCUGCGCAUCAAGCAGCUCGCGUCGCGGUGAAGAUCGUUCAAUUGGAGGCUCACGAGGAAGAGGCCGAAGCUGAGGCCGGUUUGUGGUCCUCUUUGCCGAGCCAUGCACAUUUGCUUCCCCUCCUUGAGCGAGAGGUCGUUGAGCCUUCAUCCGCCUCAGACAAGCGGCUGCUGUUUCUAGUAAUGCCGCUUGCGGAUGCCGGAAGCUUGUUGAAUUUCGUCCGUGCCGAGGGCGGCUUGUCAGUCUCGAUCGACGAGGCAGGUUUAAAUGGCGUUGUUAAUUCCUCCAACUUACGAAGCCCGCAUGGUCCUCAUCACGCAAGGCCCCAAAGCACGUACACGAUCAACCGCUCUCCUUUGUCUAGCACAAGCAGCCGGACAGGGAGCGGAUUUUUGCCUGGUCGCACUGGAGGAGCUGCACGGAUCAUGUCAGAUGGCAACGGAGUUGCAAUCAGCCCCAAUGGGCCGAGCAGCUUGACGGGUCCGCGCUACAGCGGUCAGUCUCCCGGAGGACUGGGAGCGUCAGGAGGCCUCCUUCGACGCGCUUCAAGCCGAGCUGCACCCAAAUCACGAGGCAUUCCUCUUGCCAUCGCGCGCGACGUGAUGGCCCAGUUGUGCGCAGGUUUGCGAGUGCUGCAGUCUCUUCACAUUCGGCAUGGCGAUCUCAAACUCGAAAACGUGCUUGGUCAGCAUGCGCCAAAUGGCAGGGGAGGAGACGGGAGGCGAUUGAUCUGGCGUCUGGCAGACUUUGGGCUAUCUUGCGUCGUUCGGGAACAUCAGGGAGCGAGCGAUGCGCAUGGAGUAGCCAGCCUCGAUACACGCGAGUCGCGAGCAAAGCUCUCGGCAGCUCAUCCAACUCGGGCGAAGGGAGCAAGCGAGAGCGCCAUCCUGACGAAUAACCAUGCAGCUGUCUCCAUUCCUCGUGGCGGCUCUCUGGCUUAUGCGGCGCCGGAAGCACUGCGCACCGCCACGGAGCAGUCCCAGCUGCUGCACAAAGCUUCGCCUUUUGCUACAGAUCACUGGGCUCUGGGAUGCAUCUUCUAUGCGCUCUUGGCCGGCCGGCUUCCUUUCACCGACUCAUUCGAGCCCCGGCUACAGCUGAAAAUUACACGUGGAGCAUGGUCUAUGCCCAAUCGUCUUGCGCGCCGCAACCCUCGUAGGAGUCGGACAUCCAGUAUGAGUGUCAGGGGAGGCAGCGCGGAUGCUCAGUUUAGCAGAUUGGCAAGCGCAGUGCAACCGAGCACUAGCGUGCAAAGCUUCACCAGUGACAUGUUUUCGGGGCCAGCCGGGCAUCAACUGCCAAGCCAGAGUUUAGGCGCAGCAUUCGACAUGAGCGCAAGCUUACCAGCCUUGCCGGCCGGCGCUAUUGACUGGUCAUCGAAGGUCUCUCCGGCUCAGCGUUCCACCUUUGGAGAUGAUGAAGAUGCCAGUGACACGGAUGACGAGGCCGCAGAGGUGGACAAGGCAACGAGAUUGUGGGACGGCACGCGACUUGAAAGGAGCGCGGCAAGAGAGCUUCUCAGGGGUCUCUUGGAGCCAGAUGCGGGACUGAGGUGGAACUUGUCAGAUGUCGAGCAAUGUGCGUUCUUGCAGCAAGGUGGAAAGGGUGCACCUCAACCAAAUCUGCUGGACGAUCAAGAUCCUAGGACCCACCCAGACACUCUGAUCACCUCAAACGCGCCCCACGACGCCCCACCAGCUCAGUCAGACGACCAGAACGCUGCUAGGACACUUUCGUUCGAAAGAAGGCCUCCAUCGCAGGAACGUUCACAAGGUCGAGACUCAAGCCUGAGCCGAUCGCGGCCGGCUCGCCUUAGCUCAGGUCCUCAUGAUGCGGUAGGAGCAGAGCGAACUCCGACAGGGCCACCCGUGCUGGCCAGCCAGACGGAAUUCCUUGACGUCUCACUGCCCAACGGUCAGGCCCUCGAGCACGCUCAGAGGGGCAGACAGCACAGGCGAAUGGCAGAUGUGCUUGAGAAUGUUCGCUCGGAUCAUUCCCUCACAACCUCGAGUAGCGAACGACCCGUUCUUCUAAACUCCGCCGCGCAGAGCUGCAGCCGCAGUCGCAGUCGAAGUCGUUCUAGGGCAGGCUGGGAACCAGGAAAGGCGUCUCAGUCAGGGCCUCCUGCGAAAGACGAUGCAUCCUCGGGAGCAGGAUGCGACCAGGAGAUAUUGUGGCAGUCACAAGCCCCUCGUCGGCCUGGACUGCAGGCUCGUGCGUCCUCUGCCGAACUGCUAUCUCACGUGCCAGCAGAGGAUGGCCCUGCGAUGCAGCGACGGCCCUCGCGAAGCGUCAGUCGCUCCAGAAAUUCACAGAAGAGUGAUGCAGGCGUCAGCUCAGAGAGGCGCUCAGUUGGACGAAGCAACACAAGUCGGAGCCGCAGCCGAGCUCCGGAUGCUUUGGUUAGUCUGCUGAGAAACUCUCAGCAGAAUGAGGAGAGCGGAGGAAGAACACGUGGUGCGCGCUCUUCGACAACGUCGUCUAAUUUCUCAGCGCACGGAUCGUCUUCGUCAUCGAGUCCUGGGCCGCGAGAGCAUGUGCGCAGCCCACACUCUCUCCAGCAUGCGACUGGAGCAACUAUUUAUCGCGAAGACUCAAGUCGGGCUCUACGUGAUGAAGCACCCCUUUCUCAGCACGAAGAGGAGCACGCUCACUGGUGGCAGCGUGGGAGAACGCGGGAUUCGAGACGGCAUGCCCAGGCUACUCCUGACACUGCGGUUGAUGACGGUACCAAAAGUUCGAGGUGGCCUUGGCAUUGAACUUCGAUCUUUCAAAAGGCUCUGCGUGUCUUCCUGCCUUUUUGUAACUGCGAGGACCCCAACGCGUACCACGCAUGCUUAUCACCAGCAAGCGUCUUGCCGGCGCGUUCAUACACCUGCCCCUACUGUACUUGUACCUGUAAUCUCCACGAAUCUCGCCCCAAUACGCCCACGUCUGACCAAU